GUUCCGCUCAAAAGUUCUUUCAGCCUUCCCAAUUUUUUUUUUUUUUUUUUUUUUUUUUUCCCCCUAACCCUCCUCUCUCCUCGCCACAUUCCGGCUCAAGGGGCGACUCGGCAAAAUGAAAUAUAUUAUAGGCAUCGGAGGGGUCACCAAUGGUGGCAAAACCACCUUGACCAACAGGCUCGUCAAGGCGCUGCCCAACUGCUGCGUGGUCCAUCAGGACGAUUUCUUCAAGCCACAAGAUCAAAUAGAAGUCGGGGAAGACGGCUUUAAACAAUGGGAUGUGUUGGAUUCCUUGGAUAUGGAGGCAAUGGUGAGCACAGUGCGGGCCUGGAUUGAGAACCCAGUGAAGUUUGCCCGUUCGCACGGGGUGAAUGUCACACCUGGCUCUAGGGAGCCAACCUCCCAAGAUAUCCAUGUCUUGGUCAUUGAAGGCUUCCUGCUUUAUAAUUACAAACCUCUGAUGGAGCUGUUCGACCUUCGCUACUACCUGGCAGUGCCCUACGACGAGUGCAAGAGGAGGAGGAGUACACGGAAUUACACCGUCCCCGACCCCCCGGGCCUCUUCGACGGCCACGUGUGGCCCAUGUACCUCAAACACAGGAAGGAGAUGGAGGACUCCGGAGUGGAUGUGGUUUAUUUAGACGGCCUGAAGUCGAGGGACGAGCUCUACAACCAAGUCUUUGAAGAUAUUCACAACAAGCUCUUAAACUGCUCAUAGGGUCUGGGAAGAUCUGGAAGAUCCGUGUACAGCGCGAUGUAAAUAAUACUCGGGAGUGGGAACGGGGGGUUAUUUGUGUGAACUCCUCUCCCGCUGCCCUUUGGCAAGUCCCUUCUGUAUAUAAUUGAAAAUUGAGGAUAACUUAUUCCCACCACGCGGACAGGAUCGCCUCGGUGGGGUUUUUGUUGGGUUUUUUUUGUUUUGUUUUGUUUUUUGUAAUUAUUUUAUAUUGCACUGGCUUACAGAGAUGUUGGAAACGGCAUUUUUAUAGCAGAGCUGUGCUGAGAAAACGAGAGAGCUCCUGCUUGGAUGCCUCUGUAGACAGGAAGGCUUCGUGCAAGGCUUGUUUGUAACAUCAUCAGUUCAGUAAAAUUCCACUUCAGUCUC
Molecule: messenger RNA, 1105 nt
Organism: Hirundo rustica (Barn swallow)
Lineage: Eukaryota; Metazoa; Chordata; Aves; Passeriformes; Hirundinidae
Gene: NMRK2
Product: nicotinamide riboside kinase 2
Exons: 8
Coding region: 116-718 (200 amino acids)
Cellular component (GO): cytoplasm
Source: RefSeq, a predicted model, not a curated record